This is a messenger RNA of Colletotrichum chrysophilum, 348 nucleotides long. RefSeq lists its product as uncharacterized. Gene Ontology annotation, biological process: carbohydrate metabolic process. The transcript is spliced from 2 exons. Gene Ontology annotation, molecular function: hydrolase activity, acting on carbon-nitrogen (but not peptide) bonds. The coding region runs from base 1 to 348 and encodes 115 amino acids. Lineage: Eukaryota; Fungi; Ascomycota; Sordariomycetes; Glomerellales; Glomerellaceae. The record is from RefSeq and is a predicted model, not a curated record.
AUGCUCAAGCUGUUUGCCGACAACAACAUCAAGGCUUCCUGGUACAUGCCCAGUCACACCAUCCUGUCAUUCCCUGAUCAGAUGGCGAAAGUCAGAGAUGCUGGACAUGAAAUUGGCUUGCAUGGCUACACGCACGAGUUCGUGCGGUUUCUGACCGAAGAGCAAGAGAGAAAGGUCAUGGCCAAGUCCAUCGAGGUCUACCAGAAGUUCACCGGCAAGUAUCCCAAGGGAUGGGUGGCCCCGGCUUGGGAGGUCAGUCCCAAGACCAUGUCCAUCUUGGAGGACUUUGGCAUCGAGUAUGACCAUUCCAUGUUGCAUCAUGACUGCCAGCCUGUCACGACCCGUUAG